This is a messenger RNA of Lindgomyces ingoldianus, 2074 nucleotides long. RefSeq lists its product as uncharacterized. Lineage: Eukaryota; Fungi; Ascomycota; Dothideomycetes; Pleosporales; Lindgomycetaceae. The record is from RefSeq and is a predicted model, not a curated record. Bases 186 to 1952 code for a protein of 588 amino acids. The transcript has 2 exons.
CUCAAGACCUCUGGUCUCCCAGGCAUCUGGCAAAUAACCCUGCUGUUACGGCUAGAGGCCAUCUACGUCCGGCCAUGCUCAUUGUUAGCAUUGCCCCUACGUUUCUCUGCUCGUGAGCCUCCAUUGUCAGCGAGCUCGCCGCACCAACUUUCAGCCUCGUGUGCGCAACCCUUGUCACUACCGCCAUGGCGACGGGCGUGGAAACUGCAGGCCUAGUCCUAGGCUCCAUUCCCUUGAUUCUGGCCGGGCUUGAAUUCUACAUGAAAGGCAUAGCGGUGACCAAGCGCUGCUUCAAAUAUCGAGAACAAUUCAACAGUCUCAUCGAUGAACUUCGAACGGAGAACGCCAUAUGCACCAACAGCAUUAAUCUGCUCCUCGUCGGCAUCGUUAAGCAGAAAGACAUGGCCGAGUUUCUGGUGGACCCAUGCGGCGACCGCUGGAAAGAGGCGAAGUUUGACCGGAAGCUAAAGCAGCGGCUCGGCGCGAGCUACGAGUCUUAUAUGGCUACUGUCAGUGAGCUGAGUAGGGCGGCACAGGCUUUUAAGCAGAGGCUAAAGCUGAACCCUUCAGGCAAGCCCCAAUUCGCCGAUGAGAUGGCCUUUAAGGAGUGCUUCAAGCGACUUAAAUUCAGUUUAAAGAAGUGUGACUAUGACGAUCUCAUGGCUAGACUUCGCCGUGCGAACUCUUCUCUUCAUCGGUUAACAACACAGACCAUCUCCCUCGAAAGUUUGCAGAGCUCCUGCAAAUCGGACGGACGGUCUAUUCCAAAUUUUAAUGCUAUUCACGAUCGAGCCAAGGGAUUUCACUUUGCACUACGUUCGGGGUGGAAGUGUCCAUGUCACGCUGAUCACACCGUCAACUUGCGCCUAGAGCCUCGUAUGGACGAUGCCCAGAGCGACGACUCGUCCGAUGAAGACGAAGAAUAUGAUGCGAUGCGAGAUUCAUUCCACGUAGUCUUCUGCAACGGUCAUGAGGAAUUAUUAAAAAGCACCAGCAGUCCAACAGUGGCUAAAAAGCCAUGGACUUGGGAAGAGGCCGAUGUCCACAUCACCUUAGAGAAGAAGAGUUCAUCUGACACUCCAUCAGCAGCAGUUAAAGCUGGAGCAGGGGGCGGAAAAGGCGUGCGCUUUGCAUGCCAGGCAAAGAAAGCCGUCAAGGCGGCACUCGAUCCCACCCCAAACUUGCAACCUAUACAAGACCUCUGCGCGGCAAUAUGCACCUUGCAGAAGCUACAUCGCACCGUCUGUCUUUCGCUCUUGGAGAAUGAGUACAACAGGCAGAAAUACGGGAUACUAAUCUACCCUCUAAAAGAACGACCGUCAGAUACUGAAGCGUGGUCGAUAGCCUCCCUGCGAAGCGUGUUACAAGAUCCCGGAUUUGCUCGGCGUGACCGCCUCCAGUUAGCUGUGACGCUAGCCUCCAGUGUUCUGCAACUACAUGAAACGCCAUGGCUGGACGAGAGCUGGGGAAUGGACGACAUCCUUUUUAUCAAACGCACCGGCAAAGCAGCGUAUGGUCACCCUUUUGUCACACAACGAUACGAUCAAGCGACUCAAAUUCCUUCAAAUCCAAUGCCAGCGUCGAUGCGUAGGAUCAUUAGAAAUCAAACCCUCUACGCGCUUGGGAUUUCUCUUAUCGAGCUCUGGUACGGUAAGACCAUGUCGGACCUGCGUAAGCCUGAAGACGGGGCACUCGGCAACGGUAGUGCAGAUAUCAUGGCUCAGUGGAACACGGCCGACCGACUGGUUGACGAGCUCUACAAUGAUGCUGGAGGCAAGUACAGCGAUGCAGUGCGAAGAUGCAUUCGAUGCGAUUUUGACCAGCGGGCGAGCAGUCUAGAGGACGCGGCUUUCCAGAAAGCAGUGUUUCAGGGGGUCGUCGCUCAGCUCAAGGAGAAUUUUGACUUUCUGUAUUGGCAGGAUGUGCCCGUUGCACACGACGAAGCCGGGUAGAAAUCUUUGUAUUUUCUGGUCGCUCCGAGUCGCAUACCAAGACGGAACGGAAUAUAUACAGUACAACCGUAUGUCCUUAGUUAAUGCAUAUCAAAGGCACGUUCAUCUGGCGAUCUACUUUC